This is a messenger RNA of Drosophila grimshawi, 5299 nucleotides long. It is a transcript of the gene Klp98A, whose product is annotated as kinesin-like protein Klp98A. NCBI's taxonomy places the organism in Eukaryota, Metazoa, Arthropoda, Insecta, Diptera, Drosophilidae. Bases 687 to 4421 code for a protein of 1244 amino acids. Gene Ontology annotation, biological process: microtubule-based movement. The record is from RefSeq and is a predicted model, not a curated record. The transcript is spliced from 12 exons. Gene Ontology annotation, molecular function: microtubule binding; phosphatidylinositol binding; microtubule motor activity.
GCAGUAAGAAGAAGACACUAUAAGCAACAAUAUCGGAACGCGCACAAUACACAAUAAAAAAUCAGAAUAUCGGAAUAUACACAAUAUUUUUUGCAGUGCUAUCGAGUUAAUUAUGUGAUCUUUUCUUCAGUGCUUCCGUCUCAAUUCGCUAAUAAAUAUCACACACAACACAGACGGGCCCAAGAUGUGGGCAGCUGGCUGUAAACAAUGCGAGCUGCAAGUGAAUCAAAUUGUGCACAAUUAAUAUUAAUAUUAUUAUUGUUAUUAUUAUUGGUAUGCGCUGUACUAGUUGUCGGCUGUGGCGCGCACGAUGAAACGCAGCGCAAGACAACAAAUCCAAAAACAAACUAACAAGGCCAACAACACCAGCAACAACAAUAAUAAGGCGCAAAUGCAAGAGGCAAAAACAAGAAAACGCCAAAUAACAUAACAAAACACACUGUGAGCAAUUCGAGUGGCGAGUUGACGUCGUUGCCAUUGCACUGCAGCAAAUAAUUAGUUGAAUGCUUAAACAGACCAACUGUACAUCAUUCUCCCUCGCACCCUCUCUCAUUAACUCACAUAACUGUGCAUAGCAAAGGAGCAAAGGAGUAGCAGCAACAACAACGACAACAAUAAACAGCAAGCCAACAGAGGAACAGAGAACAAGCAACAACAGCGAAAAAAACAGGCAAACAACCACCGAAAUGUCGUCGCUCAAGGUUGCCGUCAGGGUUCGACCCUUUAACUCGCGUGAAAUUGAUAUGGACGCCCAGCUGAUAAUGGAAAUGGAGGGCAAGAAGACGCGCCUCUUAAAGCCCCGAUCCGUGCGCGAUGCGGGUCGCGAAACCCAGCACGAUUUCACCUUCGACUAUUCAUAUUGGUCAUUCGAUGCGGAGGACUCACACUUUGCCACACAGGAGCAGGUGUACAGCGAUCUGGGCAACGAUGUCGUCGAUUGCGCCUACGAAGGUUACAAUGCCUGCGUCUUUGCCUACGGACAGACGGGCUCGGGCAAGACGUUCACCAUGAUGGGGACGCCGAGCAAUCCGGGCCUGAUACCGCGCAUUUGCGAGGAGCUGUUCACGCGCAUGCGCAUCGGUCAGGAGUCGGGCACGGGAUAUCGCACGGAGGCCAGCUACCUGGAGAUAUACAAUGAGCGGGUCAAGGAUCUGCUGUCGGCACAGAGCACGGGGCAUGCGCUACGAGUGCGCGAACAUCGCACCCAGGGGCCCUAUGUGGAGAAUUUAUCGCAGCAUGCCGUCUCCGACUUUGAGGAGAUACAGGAGUGCAUUGCUCGUGGAAAUGCGCACCGCACCACGGCCAGCACCAACAUGAAUGACACAAGCAGUCGCAGUCACGCCAUCUUCACGAUUACCUUUGUGCAGGCCGUCUUCAUGAAUGACAUGCCAAGCGAGACUGUCUCCAAAAUACAUCUUGUCGACUUGGCUGGCAGUGAGCGUGCCAAUGCAACGGGCGCAACGGGACAGCGGCUGAAGGAGGGCGCCCACAUCAAUAAAUCUCUGGUGACGCUGGGCAGCGUCAUCUCAGCACUGGCGGAGCAGUCGAGUGCCGGCAGCGCGCAAGUGUCUUCUUCUUCGCUGGCAACCACACCGAAUGGCGGGACGAAGCGUGUGCUCUACAUUCCGUAUCGGGACUCCAUACUCACCUGGCUGCUGAAGGACAGUCUCGGCGGCAACAGCAAGACAAUUAUGAUAGCGGCACUGUCGCCGGCGGAUUGCAACUACAGCGAGACGUUGAGCACAUUGCGAUAUGCGAAUCGUGCCAAGAAUAUCAUCAACAAACCGACGGUGAAUGAGGAUGCCAAUGUGAAGUUAAUACGCGAGCUUCGCGAGGAAAUCAACAAGCUUAAGUCGAUGUUAACCGGCGAUAUUCAAUCGUUGCAACCCUCGCUGAAAAUGCUGGCCGAUCUGCAAAAGAAGGAGGCACAGGAGAAAGUCCUCACGGAGGAGUGGACGGAGAAAUGGAAGGUCGCCCAGUCCAUAUUGCAGGAGCAAAAGAGUCUCGGACUACGCAAAUCUGGUGUGGGCGUUGUGCUCGACUCAGAAAUACCGCAUUUGAUUGGUAUACACAACGAUGUGACGACUGGCGUCACCCUGUAUAGCCUGAAGGAGGGCGAAACGCGCAUUGGGACAGAGGAUGCGGAGUUGGCACAGCACAUUGAGCUGAUGGGCGAUGGCAUAAGACCACAACACUGCAGCAUUGUGCUAAAGGGGGGCGUGGCCACGCUACAUCCGUGUUCGCAGGCCCAGUGCUGGGUGAAUGCGCAUCUCAUCGAUGAGCCCAAACAGAUCUCCCAGGGCGAUAUCAUAUUGCUGGGACGCACUAACAUUUUCCGCUUCAACAAUCCCACCGAGGCAGAGAAACUGCGCAAAGAUCUAAAUCGCUCGCAGUUGGAUAUGUCGCGUCUGUCUUUGAUUACCUCGUCACGGGAGAAUUUGCUCUCGUGCAGCACCUAUGUGGACGAUGAUGCCAUGACGGGCAGCACCUCGUCCUCGUCUAAGCGAUCUGACCGGCAGUAUUAUCCACAGCGUCCAAUGUCACGCGAUGAUCCCGAGUUGCAGGAUGAAAACCGCAAAAUACUAGACACGAUUGAGAAUGCACUCAAACAACUGAAUGUGGAACGCGUUCAGAUGCAUGAUCAGUACAAGACCAAGGUGCGGAAGCUAACCGAGGAACUGAAGCGCCUGGAGCUGGAGAAAAUUGAUGGCAUGGAGGUGUUGAAUUGCCGCGAACAGGAGCUGUUUGCCCGCAAGGACAUGUUGCUCUGGGAAAAGAAUAACGAAAAAGUUCAGAUCGACAUUGUGUGUAGACAAAUUUCAGCAUUUCAAACGCAGCUCGACUCAAAGAAACGCGAUUUCUCAGAGUAUGUAGCGAAAGAAUUACAGGAGCUGCAUGAUUGUGGCAAACUUGACGAGAUGGGUGUAAAAAUCGAGGAAGGCACUCCGUUAAAUGAUGAACUACUGCUGCACGUCUCCGAAUCGUUGGAUUUGUUUGCUGCGCAGUUCAUCAAGGAUACGGUUCGAAGAAAUAAUGAAGAGAUACGCAGGCUGGACGAGCAAAUCGCCGAGAAGGAGCGCAUACUCAAUGCCAGCACCACUAAAAUAGCUAAAGUCGAUGAGACCAUGCUGGAAAUACAGGGGCAAUUGGACCUUUUGCGCCAGGAGCGAGCUGACAGUGAGCAAGAGUCCCAGGCAAUGAGAGCCAAAAAGCAGAGCAUGCAAUUGCAGAUGACAAGUGCUAAUGAUAUGGAUGAUGUGUCCAAAUCGGACACCUAUGAAACCUGUGAUACUUUCCAUACGGCGCACUCCGAUUUCUCGCUAAUGUCAUCGCCCACCAUCACGGAGGGUCAGCAGUCGCCGCUGAGCAAUUGCUCGUGCGAGGCCGAUAAUGAGGCGGACGACACGCGUAAGGAUGACUUAUCGGGCAGCAGCGAGGAUGCUUCGCGCACAUGCACUGCGGGUCCCAGCAGUGGCAGUGGCAGCGGAAGCACUUCUGUUCCACACAGCUCACAGGCAAUCAUGAGUGACAGCGGUGUCUGCUUGGACAGUCGCAAUCAGCAAAGCAUGAUCCCAAAUGGAGCUGGCAGCAACUACAGAAACACUAUGCGCACCAGCGAUGAGGAGACGGGCUCCUGUUCUUCCUGUGAACUCGGCAGAAGCACAGGCAUGAUGCGCUCCCAUUGCCCAUUGCUUGCGCAGCGGCGCAAAAUUGCCUCCCGAAAGGCGUUAAUUAUGAAGAAUCUCGAAACGGAUCUAAACAGGGCUCAUCUCGAUGAGCAAAUAGCCAUUUUGCAAGAUCUGCAGCAGACCUACAUGCAAAUGGAACAGGAAAUGCUGCAAUCAGUGGAGGAUCGUGAGUCGCAUGCUCAGUGUUGUGCGGGUGAGCUGGCGUGCUCAGUUAAGCGCUCCAGAGUGAUGAGUCCAACCAGCAUGGAGGAGUCCACCUCACAAAUCUUUUCACCCAGCAUGACAAGAUCUUGUCCGUCAAUGAGCGAGUUUUCCGAAGGCGAACACUUUAUUACCAUACCAAGUUUCGUGAUGCGCGGAGCAGGCAAACAAACCCACUAUGAGUAUGAGGUGCGCAUUGCCCUGUCCGAUGGCAAACUGAAUAUUCUGCGUCGCUACAGUCGCUUCCGGGAGCUGCACUUGUGCAUGAAGCAUUGCUAUGGUGCAAAGAUCUCUGCAUUGCCUUUUCCACGCCGUGAAUUAUUCGCCUCGAAUAGUGAGCCGGUGGCCAAGCAUCGUCGCCGUUUGCUGGAGCUCUAUUUGCGUCGUCUGUUUGUCGUCUGCUCCAAGAUACCGCAGUGUCCAAUUUAUGAGGGACCGGGGGGACCGGGCCUCACGCGUGCCUCUCUCGGUCAGCUGUCGUCUUUUUUCAAGAAGGGCCUGUUCGAGAACGGAAAGCACGGGACGGGAUAAUAGUUAACCUACUGCUGAAUUAUCUCCUGCCUACAGUGUGUCUAUUAAUAUAUUUAUAUUAUCUGCUAAGCUAUAUGAACUACGAUAUGGACCUGUUUUAAGUAGCUAGCCGAAGAAAUUAUAAUAAUGUGUACUCAAUCAAAUAUGUGUAAGAUCUUGUAUGUUAUGUAAGACCACCAGUGUCCUUCCAAUCUGUUAUAUAUUCUUCUAUAAUCAAUGUAUAGAGCUUUACCUUAAACUAAUUGUAAACGGAACUGCCAAUGGCAUUAUAGUAUCUUUGUAUUCUACAUAGAAGAACCAAGUACAUACAUACAAACAUACAUAUAUAUAUAUAUGUAUAUUAUCUCAUCUCAAUGGUUGAGAAUUUUUAAUAAGCUUUGUUGGUUUGUUCGUUGGUGGCGUAUUUUAAAAUAGCAAAUUUUUCACUAGUUAAAUAUUGUAUACUAAUAUUGUGUUUAUGUGGAACUUCCAUAAGUUAUUCCAGUUAUUCAGUCUGUGAUUAUCAAUUGAAAGUUAUAUGACAACAUCUAAACAUCCAAACAAACAUAACGUAACUGAACAUUUCACGAGUAUAUACAAAUCCAAUAAAUUAGACGUAGGCUAGCGAUAAAUAUAAUUGAACACUGAUGGGUCAUGGGUAGGCUGAUGUUUAGCAGUAGGUGAUAAGCAAUAUAUAGCAUAUAAGUAAUCAUAAGCUGAUCGUCGCAAUUACUUUACACUAAUUAUGAGUACAACUAACAGCAAAAAACAUUAAAUGUUAAUUACAUACAAAUCUAGGAUAAGCGCUUAGCAUAAUGAUAACUGAUCGUUGAAGUUGCUCCAUUGCAAUUACUGAAACAAUAAUAGUCUAAAUGUUUAAUAAAAAUCAUUUCAUAUGU